Molecule: messenger RNA, 1246 nt
Organism: Drosophila persimilis
Lineage: Eukaryota; Metazoa; Arthropoda; Insecta; Diptera; Drosophilidae
Product: protein AAR2 homolog
Exons: 1
Coding region: 34-1200 (388 amino acids)
Biological process (GO): spliceosomal tri-snRNP complex assembly
Source: RefSeq, a predicted model, not a curated record
AAUUGAAACAAACCACAGAGCGCAGAUUCCAGAAUGAACAAAGACAACUCCAGCAUGAACAUGGAUCCCCAGCUGGCCCUGCGCCUGCUGGCGGAUGGCGCAGUCCUGGUCAUAGCCGGCGUACCAGUGGGCACAGAGUUUGGCAUUGAUUUGUGCGCCUACACGAUUGGACCGGAAUUCAGAGGCGUCAAGAUGAUACCGCCUGGCGUCCACUAUGUGUGGUGUGCCUCCCAGGGACUCUAUGGAGAUGCGGCACCGCGUGUCGGAUUUGUACACUUCUUUCAUCCCAACGAGAUUCUUGUGCGCGAGUGGGACAACGACCUCGAGGAGCUUCGACCGCGACAGAUUGCCGAGCCAGAGGUGGAGCGGGAACGUAUACGAAAGAACCUGGUCCAGCUGGAGAAGAUGCUGGCUGCCUACGACUACCGCCAUGUCUGCGCGUGGAAGGAUCUCACAGGCAGCGUGACAGAGCCGUGCGUGGAUCGUUGCCGCCCUACAUUGGGCACCAUACGCACCAACGUUGAGCUCCAGUCCUGCCCAGAUGCCGACAGGCCACGAGGGGAGCCAGGUGCCGCAUCCAGUAGCGGCAGGAAGCGCAAUGCUGCCGUCAGGCUGCUCCUGGACGAGAGCGAACUCCUGCCCAACCUCAAGCCCGUGGAGGGAACAGCACCGCGCUUCAGUGCGUUACCGCUACGCGUCCCACACGAUUCCCUGCCAGCGGAUGUGUCACGUCACGCCAUGGACUGCAUUGCAGCUGUGGAUGACCUGAUCGACAGAUUCGGUUCUUCCGAUGCCCUGAUCGAGGAGCUGCAACUGGCUUACGUGUUCUUUCUGGUCGGCUACUCAGUGGAGUCGCUGGCCCACUGGCGCAAGCUGCUUGGCCUGCUGGCCCACUCGGAAGCGGCGGUGUCGAAGCACAAACUAACCUACAUGAAGUACAGCGAGGUUCUGGCACACCAGCUGCCCUACCUUCCGGAGGAACUGAUGGUUCCCAGCCCCCACAACAGCGUCUUUAAGGAUGUGCGAGAGCUUCUGGUGAAUCUGCACGAGGGCGGUCUGAGCGUCAGUGCCGAGCGUCUGAAGAAGCGGCUUGAGAAUAAGCUGGGUUGGUAUUUUGAGGGACUGCUCGACGAAGACCCCGAGGACCAACCUCUGAUCAUAGAACUCCCUGAGGCCCAGGAAUCUCCCAUUGGCAUGUAAACGUCUUUUGUAAGCCUAUAUUUGCAAUAUACGGACUGAAAUUUGA